Messenger RNA from Magnolia sinica, 1160 nucleotides. RefSeq lists its product as uncharacterized. Bases 678 to 1004 code for a protein of 108 amino acids. The record is from RefSeq and is a predicted model, not a curated record. The transcript has 4 exons. Lineage: Eukaryota; Viridiplantae; Streptophyta; Magnoliopsida; Magnoliales; Magnoliaceae.
GUGGAGCCCACCUUGAUGAAUCUAUUGUAUAUCAACGACGUCCAUCAGUUUUUCCAGACAAUUUUAGAACAUGGUUCUAAAAUUUAAGUAGAUCCAAAUGUCAGGUGGACCACAGCACAGGAAACAGUGGUGAUUGAACACUCGCCAUUAAAAAGUUCUCAGGGCCCACUGUAAAAAAAUCUGUAAUGUUUAUUUUCCAUCCAACCCAUUGAUAAAGUCAAACAGAUCUGGAUGAAGUAAAAGACAAAUAUCAGAGUGAUCCAAAACUUCUAGGGCUUACAAAAAACUUUUAAUGGUUAUUCAGCACUUUUUACAUAGUUUUGGUCCAGAGUAGAUUUGGACAUGCUUAGUUUUUGGUAUAACAUCAUGAAAUGAGCUGAUAAAACGGAUGGACGGUGUGGAUAUGAAAUAAAUUUAUUAAGGUGGAGCCCAUACGGUAAGGGUAACACCCACUAAAGUGUUACCUGGCUAACAGCCAAUCUGCUCCCUGAAUGAAUUAGCCUUUAUAACCCCACACGUAUGGCCGCGAGUUCACCUGCGAAGAGAAACGCGUAGGCGGUUGUCAGCUUCCCUUCUCCUUCCACCGAAACCUCUGAUAGUGGAACCCCCAUACCGACUUUCUUCCCGAAUCGCGUGGGACCGAGCAAUCGGACGGCCGAGGUCGAGAACUAAAGAAGAUGUUGGGAGGCAUCCCUCAGCCAUUGCGUACACUUGGUGCUGCUGCUGCUGUUGUGUUUGGAGGAAUGUUUUCUUUGUCACUUGCUUCCUCCGUGACAAUCCGAAUGCUACAAGCAGCUACUGAAGCCAAACGGAAAAAGGUUGCAUUGCCUUGCACAGUUUGUAAAAGGAAGGGAUUUUACACUUGCAAAUUAUGUAAAGGGAAUUCCACCAUAGAAUGGUCGCCUUUAUAUGAUCCCAUCGUAAUAAAUCCAUGUCUCUGUCCCACGUGUGAAGGAAACAGAGUCCAACGUUGUCUGAAUUGUCUUGGCAAGGGCUAUGUUUGAUUUGUAGGUGGUGGAAGUUCAAUUUCAGUAAGAUGCCUCCUUCAUCUCUUACUGUAAACAAAUUUCUUAGGAUGAGAAGUUGUAUCUUUCCUUGUAUUCAUUACAGAAAUCAAAUUCACACAACUUUCAGAAAUGUAACUGAGCUAGAUAAAUGGU